This is a messenger RNA of Strigops habroptila (Kakapo), 1060 nucleotides long. It is a transcript of the gene MBD2, whose product is annotated as methyl-CpG binding domain protein 2. The transcript is spliced from 5 exons. The coding region runs from base 243 to 575 and encodes 110 amino acids. Lineage: Eukaryota; Metazoa; Chordata; Aves; Psittaciformes; Psittacidae. The record is from RefSeq and is a predicted model, not a curated record.
GCGAUUUUUGCUGACUCACGUUUUUUCUUUUUUAACAGGGAAAACCAGACCUAAAUACAACUUUACCAAUCAGACAAACUGCAUCCAUUUUCAAACAGCCAGUCACCAAAGUUACCAAUCAUCCCAGCAACAAAGUACGGUCUGACCCACAGCGGGUGACGGAGCAGCCGCGGCAGCUUUUCUGGGAGAAGAGGCUACAAGGCCUCAGUGCUUCGGAUGUCAGUGAGCAAAUCAUAAAGCCCAUGGAGCUGCCUAAAGGUCUUCAAGGAGUUGGGCCAGGUAACAACGACGAUACCCUGUUAUCGGCUGUUGCUAGUGCUCUGCACACCAGUUCUGCGCCCAUCACGGGGCAGGUCUCUGCAGCCGUGGAGAAGAACCCGGCCGUCUGGCUUAAUACAUCUCAACCCCUCUGCAAAGCUUUCAUAGUCACAGAUGAUGACAUUAGGAAACAAGAAGAGCGGGUGCAACAAGUGCGUAAAAAACUGGAGGAAGCGCUGAUGGCAGACAUUCUGUCACGAGCGGCUGACACAACGAAAGAUAUAGACAUAGAAAUGGAUAACGGAGAUGAAGCAUAAGAAGAAAUCAGGUACUUUGAACUGACUUAUCCCAGGAGGAACUUCCUAGAAGACAGAGGCACUUUCUCCUUCGGUCUUUCGUUAUCAGAAGAAAUGGACCCAUGCACAUUUAUAUAGCUUUCUAAUAGCAUUAAAACCAAUGCCUUUUCUAGACUCCUAUUUUUGAUGUAUAUAUCUUAUUUGAAAAGCAACUUUAUUUUGUGUCCUAUGACUUAAAGUCCUUUUUUAAGUAUUGAACGUUACCCUUUAUCUAAAGCUGAGCUUUUGAUGCCAGGUUGCAAACCUACUGGAAUUAUAUUGCCUGUACUAAAUAUUUGUUUUUCCUGUGGUUUUUGGUAAGAAUGGAUCAGAAGAACCGAAUGAGUUCCCAAUUAAAAGAUUAUUGUGACUCUGUAUAUAAACAGAUUUUUAUACCUAUGGGUGAAAGCACCUGUACAUUCUUCCGUCAUCACUGUAAAGAUAAAUAAAUGACUAUAUUCCAAGCA